Poecilia reticulata (guppy) is the source of this 3756-nucleotide messenger RNA. Its product is annotated as solute carrier organic anion transporter family member 1C1-like. Gene Ontology annotation, biological process: sodium-independent organic anion transport; bile acid and bile salt transport; transmembrane transport. Gene Ontology annotation, cellular component: basolateral plasma membrane. The record is from RefSeq and is a predicted model, not a curated record. NCBI's taxonomy places the organism in Eukaryota, Metazoa, Chordata, Actinopteri, Cyprinodontiformes, Poeciliidae. Gene Ontology annotation, molecular function: bile acid transmembrane transporter activity; protein binding.
CUAACAGAAAACAGCUCGCUCGUACCACAAUAAACUUUGGCCAGCUUCACGCUGCUCGCUGUUUGUUGUGUUUCCGAAAGAGGAUGGCUGUGAAGUUUCUUAGUGGAGAAUGUGCGCGACCGUGAAGGCGGGAGGGAUCUCUGAACCUCUUCGCCUGUUGCCUCGUCUUGAACAAACGGUGCGGUCGCAGUUGUGUUUGUGUCUGGGGCGCAUGUCGGUUCGCGUGAGGGCUGGAUGGCCUUUUAUUGACGUGAUCAGCAAGAUCAACAUGACUGCCAGAGUUACUGGCUACACGUGAUGUAAUUUGAUGAUAAGACUCGGGCCUCGGGCGCAAAGUCCUGCUAGUUACCGCUAUCAAUCAGUUUGAAUCCUUCAUAGUGGUCCAUCAGUGCUUCACAGGGAUUUUGGUGUUGUGUUUCCUUCUGUUUUUAUUUCGCAAAAGUUGAGCCCAUAGACGCAUCAUGAGCGUAGACUCCAAAAAACCACGAGAGGCAUGUUGCUCCAAGCUCAAGCUGUUCCUGGUCUCCCUAGCCUUUAUGUACUUUGCCAAAGCUUUUGGCGGUGCUUACAUGAAGAGCUCCAUCACCCAGAUCGAGAGACGCUUCGACAUCCCCAGCUCUCUGAUUGGGGUCAUAGAUGGCAGCUUUGAAAUGGGAAACUUGCUGGUUAUCGCCUUUGUGAGCUACUUUGGUGCAAAGCUCCAUCGUCCCAGGCUGAUUGGUAUCGGCUGCUUGGUCAUGGCCACCGGAUCCUUCAUUGUUGCACUGCCGCACUUCCUACAGGGCCCUUAUAAAUAUGAGACCAGUAUGUCCCACAACACUGAAGCCAACAGCACUGAAAGCAUCCUGCCAUGUUUGUCUAACCACAACCUGACUGAGAAGGACGAGACCCCCGACGUAGCAGCCAUACAAGCUUGCGAAAAGGCAGUCGGCUCUUCCAUGUGGAUCUAUGUUUUCCUGGGAAACAUGCUGCGUGGAAUUGGAGAGACUCCCUCCAUGCCGUUGGGAGUGUCCUAUCUAGAUGAUUUUUCUAGACAAGAGAACACACCUUUCUAUCUGGCCUGUAUCUACACAACAGGAAUGCUAGGCCCGAUGGUUGGGUUCAUGCUGGGCUCCUACCUGGCCAAGACCUAUGUGGACAUUGGAUUUGUCGAUUUAGACAGCAUCACCAUCACCUACAAGGACUCUCGCUGGGUGGGAGCCUGGUGGCUGGGCUUCAUAGUGAAUGGCACAGUGAUUCUGCUGUCGAGCAUCCCCUUCUUUUUCCUGCCCAAGUCUUUGCCGAAACAGGGGGAGGAGGAAGAAGAUGGCAAAAAAAGUACAGAGCUAGCUUCUGGGCCAGAACAGGAGAGCUUCCUGCCAGACGAGACCCAAGAUGGUGAAGACAAAGAGAAGACCGUCAAAUUUAAGGAAAUGGUUAAAGAUUUUGUUCCUUCGCUGAAAAGACUCUUCAGGAACAGCAUCUUCACAAUGAUAAUCCUCACCAACCUGUUUGCGGUCAACGGCUUUGUCGGCAUGAUCACCUUCAAACCAAAGUUCAUGGAGCAGAUCUACGGCCAGGCGGCAUCCCGAGCUAAUUUUCUCAUAGGCAUCAUGAACCUGCCCGCAGUCGCCCUGGGUUUCAUCACUGGCGGUUUUAUCCUGAAGCGUUUUAAACUGGGUGUCGUUGGAGCGGCCAGAGUGUCCAUCUCUGCGUCUCUUGGGGCCUUUUGUAUGCUUUCCCUUCAGGGCUUCUUUCACUGCGACAACGCAGAGGUGGCUGGUUUAACGGUGGCGUACCAAGGUUAUCCUCAAGUGUCCUACCAUCAUUCGACGUUGCUGUCGCCGUGCAACAUGGGCUGUUCCUGCUCCAUGAAGCACUGGGAUCCUGUGUGCGCCUAUAACGGCAUGACGUAUGCCUCUCCCUGCCUGGCUGGAUGUCAGACCUCCACUGGAACGGGGAAAGCAAUGGUGUUCCACAACUGUACGUGCAUUGAUACCUCCACGUCCCCUGCUGCAAACAUGUCCGCCGUGCUGGGCCAGUGUCCCAGAAGGAGUGAAUGUGACAGCAAAUUUAAAAUUUACAUGGCUUUGUCAGUGCUGGGAGCCUUUAUUUCUGCCUGUGGAGGCACGCCAGGAUAUAUUGUGCUACUGAGGUCCAUCCAGCCAGAUCUAAAGUCUUUGGCACUAGGCAUGCAGACGCUGAUCGUAAGAACUCUAGGUGGGAUCCCUCCCCCAAUAUAUUUUGGAGCACUGAUUGAUCGGACAUGUUUGAAGUGGGGCACCAAGCAAUGUGGAGGACGUGGAGCAUGCAGACUUUAUGAUUCCAACGCGUUUAGGUUGACUUUCUUGGGAUUGAUUAUUGGACUCUACAUCCUGACCAAUAUGUUGUGGGGAGUCCUCUACGUCAAAAUAGUUAAGAGACAGAAGAAGCUGGUGCUGAGGGAUCAGGCCAAAAAGAAUGGAGUGGAGGCUAACAGACUUAGCAAUGGACAUGCUAGCAUCAGCAUUGUUAAAUACAAAGAAGAUGAAAACAUGGAGAGCACUAUUUAACAUGUUGCAAGAAGGCCAGGUUGUUGCAGAAUGAAGAUGAACCCUUGUGUUCAGUCCUGAACAUGCUAAUGGUACAGUGUUAGCGCUGUCUGGAUGGUUAGCAUCUUCCAUCCUUGGCUUCUUCCCCCCCCUUCUUAUGUGAUCACUCUUUAUAAAUACAUAUAGACAUCAACUAAAGCAAUUAAAAAGAAUAAAAAUAUAUUAUGUUUUGUCUGAACGGUCAAGACAACAUGAUUGAGUGAUUUUAAUAGAUAGAAUCAGAGCGGGAAUUCAAUUUAUGUUUUAAAGCCUUUAGCUUGUGUGUAGCAUUGAAACUUGGUUUGUUUUAGGUCAGUUUAUACAGUGAACUCCCGGUAUACCAGGGUGUUGGGGACCACAGUUGUCUGCGAAUAACUAACCACAUCUUGGUUACUGUGGUUUUACAAACUUAGCUUGGGUAAUUUAGCUAGUUCCCUUGAUGUGAAACUAGCUUAACAUUUUAGCAAAAAGAGGUAAAUGCAGUCAGUGCUGCAAUAACUUGGUUGAAAGGACUGAUUAGUAUGUUCUUCAAAAUGAAGAACAAAUCUCAAGGGAUAUAUGAAAUAUCAAAUAUGGCACGACAAGCCUUAGGGUUUAUUUUUGUAGUUGUAGCACUAUAGGUCUUAGCUUGUCACUGAAACACUAUCUUCUGGAAAUGUACAUUUGUCAUUUCGUUAUAACUGCUGAAGGCUUUAAUUGGUUGGUUUCUAUAUAUUUUAUGUUUUGUCAUAACACGUUAUCAGUUGUGCUCCCAUUUUAUUACUUGUGAUACCCAUUUUAAUGAGCCUUAAAAGCUGUGUAAGCAUAGUAUUACACUUUUUUGUUACAUAACCUUAUUUUUUGUAUGUUAAAAUGUCAUUAGCACAAGCCUGGGUGUUAAGUGUGGCUUAAACAGUAGACUACAAGCUUGUGGGUUUAGUUUCAAGUUUGAAUUGAUUGUAUUGUGUUUUAGCUGUUAAAUGUAUAUCCACUAACGUAGACUGCAAAACCAAGGUUAAAAUUUUGAAUGUACGUACUGUGUAUUGUUUUCUCUUUGUAAUUUUGUUGGUUGUACAGGUAAAUGUAAAUGCACUACCACUGCUGUAUGAAAUAAGUGUUCUAUUAAUGUUUUAAAGAGAAAUGGUGAGUCCAGUUUUGGUUGGUGGAGUUAGCAGGGGCUAACUGGUGCUUCCUUCAUUAAAACAAUCAUCAGUUGAUGACAAUGUUA